Molecule: messenger RNA, 6462 nt
Organism: Knipowitschia caucasica
Lineage: Eukaryota; Metazoa; Chordata; Actinopteri; Gobiiformes; Gobiidae
Source: the annotation of a GenBank genome assembly
AUGGCCAAAAAUCUGAACAUUUCGCUCCUUGAGACGGAGCUGUAUUAUCUAGUAUCUCGCUUCUUAACCACGGGUCCCUGUCGGAGAGCAGCUGAGGUUCUAGCCCAAGAAUUAGAGGAAUUCCAGCUCUUGCCAGGGAGAUUGGACUGGCAGGGGACAGCACACUCCAGAUCCUACGAAGAUGUGGUGGCAGCCAACAGACAUAUUGCUCCUGACCAUUUGCUUAAGAUAUGUCAACAAAUUGGACCACUUCUUGACAAAGACGUGCCAUCAUGUGUCCCAGGCGUCCACUCACUCCUGGGCUCAGGGAAGCAAUCCAUGCUUCGGACAGCAAAAGAAUGCGAGAAUGUGCGGUUUACAGUGUCAUCAUAUGCAGCCCUCCACCGGGGACGACCACCAGAGAAGCCUUUGAACUACAGAAAACCCUCACCUCUUGUGAAAGUCUACAGAGGGAGAGAGCUCACUGGAGUCCAGAAUUUCAGCUCCAUCAAUCUAGUCAGCAACUAUGAGCGCAUGCGCCUGCACCGGCGCAUCCUGGGCCACCUGUCUGCAGUGUACUGCAUUGCCUUUGACCGCACUGGUCUCAGGAUCUUCACAGGCUCCGAUGACUGUUUAGUAAAGAUAUGGUCUUCGUUUGAUGGGCGUCUUCAUUCAACGCUGCGAGGACAUUCUGCUGAGAUCACAGAUUUGGCAGUGAAUUAUGAAAACACACUAAUAGCAGCAGGAAGUUGUGACAAGACCAUCCGCGUGUGGUGCCUUCGAACCUGUGCCCCUGUGGCUGUGCUGCAGGGCCACAGUGGAUCCAUUACCUCCUUACAGUUUUCACCAUUUGCCAAGGGCUCAAAACGAUACAUGCUGUCCACUGGCACUGAUGCGACUGUCUGCUUCUGGCAGUGGGACGUUCACAAUAUCAACUUUAGCGACCGACCCAUAAAGUUCACAGAGAGGCCACGUCCGGGCGUUCAGACCGUGUGCUCCUCCUUCAGUCCAGGCGGGAUGUUCCUCGCCACCGGAAGCACAGACGAUGUCAUUAGAAUAUACUACCUGGGAAGUGGCGGCCCGGACAAGAUGUCGGAGCUCCACGAACACACUGAUAAAGUGGAUAGUAUUCAGUUUUGCCACACCAGUGAAAGGUUUGUGAGUGGGAGCCGCGAUGGGACGGCCCGCAUCUGGAGGCUCCAUAACCGUCAGCAGUGGAGGUGCAUUCUGCUCAACAUGGCCGCCACACUGCCAGGAUCGGACCCAGCGAGUGAUUCAGAAGAAAGCUACUUCAAGCCCAAAGUCACCAUGGUCUCGUGGGAUCGCCAUGACACUACCGUUAUCACCGCCAUCAACAAUCAUCUCCUCAAAGUGUGGAACUCCUACACGGGACAGCUGCUGCAUAUCCUCAAAGGGCACGAGGCUGAGGUCUUUGUCCUGGAGCCUCAUCCCUUCGACCCCAGGAUCAUCAUGUCUGCCGGACACGACGGAAAUGUCUACUUUUGGGACCUACAGCGGGGAACGAAAAUCCAGCACUACUUCAAUAUGAUCGAGGGCCAGGGCCAUGGAGCAGUGUUCGACUGUAAGUUUACUCCUGAUGGACAACGCUUCGCCUGCACUGACUCUCACGGCCAUCUGCUCAUCUUUGGCUUUGGCAGCAACAAACCCUACGAGAAGCUUCCAGACCAAGUGUUCUUCCACACAGACUACAGGCCUCUGAUCAGAGACUCCAAUGGCUUCGUCCUGGACGAGCAGACGCAGCAGGCGCCUCACCUCAUGCCUCCCCCCUUUUUAGUGGAUGUGGACGGAAACCCACACCCGCCCAGGUAUCAGCGCCUGGUUCCUGGUCGGGAGAACAUUGCAUCAGAACAUUUAGUUCCACAGCUGGGAUACGUUGCCACAAGCGAUGGGGAGGUGGUGGAGCAGGUGAUCAGUCAGCAGACGACAGAACCAGAGGAGAUCUCCGCACGGCGCAGCAGCCUGUUGGACGAGGCCAUCCGGCAGCUGCAGGCCCAGCAGGGCGUCCGGCCCGAGUCCGCAGAGGCUCGUCCUGGUCCCAGAGACGGGCUCAUGCCUCCUCCUGCUCCCAGCACCCCGCGCAGAGCGUCUGUCAACGAUCGAGCAGAUGUGCAGUCUCCUCCCAACGUGGGUCUGCGGCGCAGCGGGCAGGUGGAGGGCGUGCGGCAGAUGCACCAGAACGCUCCACGCAGCCAGAUGGCCACAGAGCGGGACCUGCAGGCCUGGAGGCGCAGGGUGGUGGUGCCCGAGCUCCAGCCCAGCAGCUACAGGGACCAGGAGGAGAUCAGAGGCGUGAAAGGGGAUGAAGAAGUGGCACUGUUUAUUGCACGGAAAAGACGCAUUAUGUACAGCAGCUGUCGAGAUGAUUCUGAUGAGGAGCCGGCACCCGUCAAGAAGUCCCACAGCCGCACGGACCCUCAGGAGUUCUUGGACCUGUCGUGUGAGGAAGGAGAGGAGACUGCCACGUCAGACGCACACACUGAGGACAACGACCUGGACGGCAGUGACCUGGACACGUCUAAUGAUGAGGAGUGGAAUAGUGACAGUCCGAGCCACUCGUCCAGUGAGUACUCGGACUGGACGGCAGACGCUGGGAUCAACCUGCAGCCCUCCACUCCUCUGUCAUCGAGGAAACGUGUGCGGCGGCAACUCAGCAGCUCCGAGGAAGAGGAGGAGGAGACGAAAGACGAGCACAACGAGGAGGAAGAGGAGAAACAGCACAGCGACGAAGAGGAGAGCACUCGGAAGAAGACCAAAAGCAAAACCAAGAAGGAUAGAACCAAAUCGCCACGGAGACCCAAACCCCGGCCGCCCAUCAACAGAGAAGUGUCCAACGAGUUCCGCCCGUCUCAGUGGAUCACCGACGUCAUUCCCAGGAAGUCUCCCUUCGUCCCUCAAAUGGGUGACGAGGUCAUCUACUUUCGCCAAGGACACGAGGCGUACGUCGAUGCUGUCUGCCGGACUGAACUCUAUCCUAUCAAUUUAGAAAAACAGCCUUGGAAGAAAAUGGAGCUGCGGGACCAGGAGUUUGUAAAGAUCACAGGGAUCAAGUAUGAAGUGUCUCCGCCAACGCUGUGCUGCCUGAAGCUGACUCUCAUUGAGACGGGCUCCGGAAAAAUCACAGACAAGUCUUUUUCUAUAAAGUACCACGACAUGCCGGAUGUGAUUGAUUUUCUGGUGCUGAAACAAAGUUAUGACGAAGCCCUCCGGAGGAACUGGCAGCCGAACGACCGCUUCCGCUCGGUUAUUGACGACGCCUGGUGGUUUGGAACAAUCGUCUGUCAGGAGCCGUACCAGCCGGAGUACCCAGACAGCCUGUUUCAGUGUUUCAAAGUCAGGUGGGAUAAUGGAGAGACAGAGAAGCUAAGUCCAUGGGAUGUCGAACCCAUUCCUGACGAAGCUCAGCAGCCGGAGACAGAAGGAGGUGGGAUCCCCGUGACCCCAGAGGAGAUGAGAGACCUCAUGUACAAGCCUCAGCCUGGAGAGUGGGGCGAGCGGAGCCGCAACGACGAAUGUGAGCGCAUCAUCACCGGCCUCCGCCAGCUCAGCAGUAUCGAUGUUGUUGCUCCCUUUGCUGGUCCUGUGGACCUCACCCAGUACCCCACUUACUGCACUGUGAUCGCCUACCCCACGGAUCUGGGCACCAUCAAGUUUCGCCUGGUGCACAGGUUCUACAGGCGACUCUCUGCUCUUAUUUGGGAUGCAAGAUAUAUUGCAACCAAUGCACGCACUUUUAAUGAGCCAAGAAGCAAAAUUGCAGACACUGCCAAAAUCAUCACCAAUGCUCUGCUGAAGUUUAUCAAUAACCAGAGCUGCACAGAUAUUCUGGAGAUCUACAACGCGGUGGAGGAGAUGGGGGAUGAUGCUGACGAGGAGGACGAUGCAGAAGCUCCCGGAACCUCGUCUGGCCACAGACUGCGACAGCGCUCUGCAGAGGUCCUGCCCGAUCGAGACGCCUGGAAGGAGCAGUGCAAGAAGCUGCUGAAUUAUAUUUUGGAGUGUGAGGACUGCGAGCCCUUCAGGCAACCCGUGGACCCGGACAACUAUCCAGACUACCAUGACAUCAUAGACACACCCAUGGACUUUGGCACCGUGAAGAAAACUCUGGACGAAGACCACUACGAAAACCCCAUAGAGCUGUGCAAAGACGCCCGCUUGAUAUUCGCCAAUGCCAAAGCCUACACGCCCAACAAGCGCUCCAAGAUUUACAGCAUGACACUGCGGCUAUCAGCAUUUUUUGAAGAGAAAUUCCGAAGCAUCAUAUCAGAGUACAAAACUGCUGUGAAGAGCAGUGACCGGCUCCGACGAAGCCAAAGGUUCCGGAAGAAGAUGCAGGAUCAGCCAUCCACCACCAACAAUGCAAAUCACAGAAAAGGUGCUGCCAAACCUCAGGAUCACAAGGAGACGUCAGUGACCAAACCUACCUCAGCCAAGAGUGUCUCGGAGCGGACACGUCGGGGCCGGCGCAGCGCGGGGAACAGCUCCUCCUCCUCCUCAGAAGACGAGGACGAAGCUAAAGCGGCCUCUACAUCAGAGUCUGAAAGUGAGAGUGAGGCCAGUGAGUCGGAGGAUAACGGGCGCUCAAGAAAGUUAAGAACAAAAGGAAAACAUUCUCGAGCCACCAGAAGCAAAAAGCAGAGUGGCAAAGGUGCACGUGAUAGUGACGAUGACCAUGAAGAGGAACAGGCCACUGAUGAAGAGCGGCCCUCUCGCUUUACAAACCGUCGCUAUCGCAGCAGAACCGGCCGCAGGAGUGCCAUGCUCACCAGGAACCGCUCUGGAGCAGAGAGGAGGCACUCAGAGCGCUCCAUGAUGAACGGCCACAGCAGUCGGCCGACUCUCAGGGACCGGAGGCAGCGCAGCCAGUCGUCUCCCGCCUCUUCUUCAGGGGAGCAGGCACCAGGCCGCAGGGCUCUGAAGAGGAGGACCGCUCAGGCUGCGGUCAGUAAGAUCAAACUGUGCGAGGGCUCCGACGAGGAGAGAUCAGGGAAAGAGGAGGAUCAUGACCAGUCACCGAGGAGCAGCCUUCAGCGAAACCCCUCUCGCUCCAACAAACGAACAGCGGUGAUCAAGAGCAGCUCAGAGUCUGGGGACGAUUCUACCAAUGGCAAUGAUUUGAGUGAUAAAAAGGUUAAAAAAACACAGAAUUCUUCACCUUGUAAUAAGCAAAAUGGAAACUCUAAAAAACCCCAAAGAAAUGAUAUCUUGUCUAACGGACAUGAAGCAAAACAUAGCUCGGACAAAGACCUAUCCAGUGAAGAAAGUUCUGACGAAGCAGCUGAGCCCCGUAAGAAGCCUGCGAGAAGAGCGGCAGCUGCGGCCAUAAAGAAGAAUCAGAUUUCCAGUGACGAGGACGAGCAAGAAGAGGACGACUGGCAGCCGCCUACGAAAGACAAAACUUCCUCUUCACUAAAAAACACUAAUCAAAAUGGACAUCUAGAUAAACCCAGUCCUAGGAAAAAGACUAACAAAUUAUCAAAAAGCAAAGACCAAGGAAAAUUAUCUACAUGUAAAAAACGGGGAGCUUCAGAUUCCGAGGAGCUGAGUGACGCUCCAAAAACCUCCAGAACACCUGCGAAGAAAAAUGGGAAAAAAUCCAGCUCGUGUGAGGAGUUUGAGGCACGUCCUGUAAAGAGCAGCAAGAGAGGAAAACCCAAACGACACCGAGGCCACUCUUCUGCCUCCGAAAGUUCUACACAAUACAAGCCAAGAGCAAAGUGCAGGCGGAAAGGCUCCACUGCCUCCUCAGAAGAGUCCGACCACUCGCACGGCGGCAGCAGAAGGGCAAGACUUAGGACUUUAGCUAAAAAGAAAUACACUAGUGACCAAUCCUUUUCUGACAACUCUGAGACCAACACGACACUGAACAAUGGGAUAUCAGCCUCAAACAGACCAAAAAGAAUCUCCUCUAAUGGAAUAAGAGUUCAACCUUCUUCAAAAAGGAAACGCAUUUAUACUUCUGAUUCUGAGGACGCAGAGAAGGAGGAAAAACGGCCUGUGGCCAAGAAGAAGAACAGGCCUGUGUUCAACAAAUCUACAAAAAGAAAAUCCAAAUCUCUGCAUAGUAGCAGCAAUGCGGAGGGUUCUGCUUCUCCGUCUGCAGAGGAAGAGGACGAGGAAGAGGACGCUGGGCAUUCAAGGAGAGAGAAGAGGAAUGUAAAGCAGCCAAACCGUAAAACAGGAGGAGAAAGCUACAGCAGCAACAGCAGUCACUCAUCGCACUCGGAAAGUGAACAGUCUUCAAACUCUGAACACUCAUUCUCUGGCUCAGGGUCCCACAGCAGUCCAAAGAGGAGGCCGGUACGCCGGGGCCCCCAGAGGACGUCCGGCCGCCAGCGCAGGCAGCGCCGCACCUUUGCUGCCUCCGAGGGGGAGGAGAGUGAGGGACUGUGCAACAAGCGCUCCCCUCGUGUGAACACUCGCUUCAAGGGGAAAAGAACCAUCAAUUAUCAAGACAGUGAAUGA